This is a messenger RNA of Diaporthe amygdali, 1077 nucleotides long. RefSeq names its product cral trio domain-containing protein. The transcript has a single exon. The record is from RefSeq and is a predicted model, not a curated record. Gene Ontology annotation, molecular function: phosphatidylinositol transfer activity. Lineage: Eukaryota; Fungi; Ascomycota; Sordariomycetes; Diaporthales; Diaporthaceae. The coding region runs from base 1 to 1077 and encodes 358 amino acids.
AUGGCAGACUCAGCAGACAAGCCUCCUUUGAAGACGCCUAUCGAACACCCUCUUGAAUCCAGCAAAGUGAAGCCAGCCAGCGAACUCACCGAUGACCAGCUUCAAAAGUACGAAUGGCUUCUUAACCAGGUCAAAAACUGGUCCCAACCAGACUCCGGCGUUACUGUCCCCAAAGACGCGCCAAAGGAUCUCACAGAGGACGAGAAGCGUUGGCUCACGAGAGAAUGUUUGCUCCGUUACCUCCGUGCUACAAAGUGGACCAAAGAGCACUCCGAGAAGCGCCUGAUAGCCACGCUCCUCUGGCGGCGCGAGUUCGGUGUCAACGAGAAGCUGACGCCGGACCACAUCUCGCCUGAGAACGAGACGGGCAAGCAGCUCAUCCUCGGCUACGACAAGGAGGGCCGCCCAUGCCAGUAUUUGAUCCCGGGCCGUCAAAACACAGAGCCCAGCCACCGCCAGGUCGAGCACCUCGUCUUCAUGGUCGAGCGAACCAUCGAGCUCAUGCCGCCGGGGCAGGAGAUGCUGGCGCUGCUCAUCAACUUCAAGACCAGUGCCACCCGGACCUACACCGCGCCGCCGCUGAGCCAGUCCAAGGAGGUCCUGAACAUCCUGCAGACGCACUACCCCGAACGCCUGGGCAAGGCGCUGAUCAUCAACGUACCAUUCUUGGUUAAUGGGUUCUUCAAGCUCAUUAAGCCCUUCCUGGAUCCCGUCACCAAGGAGAAGAUGAAGUUUAAUGAGGACAUGAAGCAGUACGUGCCCGCGGAGCAGCUAUGGACAGAGUUCAGCGACGGCGACCUGAAGUUCGAGUACGACCAUACGGUCUACUGGCCGGCGCUGAUGAAGCUGUGUGAGACAAGGAAGGAGGCCGAGAAGCGGAGAUGGGUUGAGGGUGGCAGUGUCAUCGGGGAGUCGGAACUCUACCUCAAGGGAGCGACUGAGAAGGGCGUGAACAGCGUCGUCGAUGAUGCCGCCGACGCCGUCAAGGAGAAGCUUGCCAUAGGGGAGGGUGAAGCACAAACAACGGAAAAUGGUGCAGUUGAAGGACAGGCUGCUGCGGUCGGUAGUGCCGCGUGA